GAUUCAAACGCAUACAAGUUUAGACAUCUGCCCGUGCCGCUCGUCCAGUAAAAAAUAAACAAUUCAUUCGCAAAAAUGGCUACGUAAAGAGUAAUAAUACGCAUGCGUGCGGUCUGUCAAAAAUACUUCUAUCAAAACGUGUGUCAUCGUCUUUACGUAUUUUUAUUUGGUAAAAAAUAGUGUUUUUUGUAAAUAUUAAAUAAGUAAUUGGAGUGAUAGUUUUAUUGUAAAGUGUUCGAUAUAAGACUGAUAAAUUAAAUCCUGUAAAAAUGUCGAAAGAUGUGUCGGUUGUUGGUUUAGACGCGAUCCUUCGGGAGUUGGGUGCUUUUGGGAGGUAUAAUAUUAUGAACUAUGCGUUAAUCUUGUUUCCGUGCUACUUGGCGGGAAUGUACGGUGCAAUAUACAUAUUUGAAGCCGGAGACAUUAAUUACAGAUGUGAAGUAAAACAAUGCGAGAGUAUAAAGAACGACAGCUUAUGGUUAGACUAUGCUAUACCUAUAGAGAAGGAGAAAUAUUCGAAAUGUUUCCAAUAUGCAUCUAAAACAAAUAGUUGUACGGCUGAUGGUUUCAAUACUAACUUAAAAGAGAAAUGUUCUUCAUUUGUGUACAGCGAUGAAGACUCGAUUGUGAAAGAUUUCGACCUUGGCUGCCAAAAUUGGAAAAGGACUUUAGUAGGGACUAUCCACAACUCCGGCCUCUUCAUCUCCCUUCCUAUGACUGGAAUCAUUUCAGAUAAAUUUGGAAGGAAAAAGGCUCUGUCAUUUGCAGCUCUUAUGAACUGUAUAUUUGGAUUCUCAAGAUCUUUUUCUACCAAUUAUGUGAUGUUUUUGGUUUUGGAGUUCCUGGAAGCAGGGUUGGGAGCCGGAGCCUAUACAACGUCUUUUGUUAUAGCUAUGGAACUAGUGGGACCUAAAGGAAGAGUGUUUGGUAACACAAUGCUAAACACAUUUUAUGUCUUUGGUUUAAUGUCUCUCGCUGGGUUGUCCUGGAUACUGCAGGACUGGAGGAAACUUCUCAAAAUUAUAUACAUACCAUCUUGCUUCGUAUUUACCUACCUGUGGAUCUUAAAUGAAAGUAUCAGAUGGCUGAUCAGUAAAGGUCGCCAUGAACAGGCUUUGAAAGUCAUCAAAAGGGCAGCUAAAAUGAAUAAUGUUCAAAUAUCAGACCAAACUCUAGCUCCUCUUCAGAAAAUGGAAGAGAAACCAACAGAAGAAAAAACUGAAGUGGGCAGCGAGCCAAAGAAAUCAGUAUUUGUACAAGCGAUGAAAUCAAGUAUUAUUAGAAGGAGAUUGUUGACGUGUUCCUUUUUAUGGAUCACUUGUACGUUUGUGUAUUAUGGGCUGUCAAUUAACUCUGUAUCCCUGGCAGGGAAUAAGUACGUCAACUUUAUGCUCGUCGCCUUCAUUGAAAUUCCAGCCAACUUCACCUGCCUUCUUGUGCUGGAUAAAUUUGGAAGGAAGCGGGUCUUGAUUAUAAUGUACAUAUUAAGUGCCAUUCUUUGUAUCAGCUUAUCAUUCUUGCCUAAAGAUAAAACCUAUUUGUCUUUGGGCUUCUACCUGGCCGGAAAGUUCUCCAUCACGGUGGCUUACAGUUCCGUCUAUAUUUAUGUAUCUGAGGUCUUCCCUACAAAUGUGAGACAAUCGCUUUUAGCCACCUGUUCGUCGACUGGAAGAAUUGGAUCCACAUUAGCACCUUUAACUCCGUUGUUGGCUUUGUACUACGAAAGCUUGCCAUCAAUAUUCUUUGGCACGAUGACCAUCAUCGCUACUAUGCUAGUCUUCACGAUGCCAGAGACCAUCAACAUGCCUCUACCAGACUCCAUCGAGGAAGCCGAGAGGUUAUCUAAAGUCAAACAUCGGAAAACCAAUGCUUAAGUAAAAAGGUUGUGGUUCUAGUAAAUAUUGUUUUAGGCCCUGACCUCACUAGGGCAGAACCGCAGCAGUUAUUUACCGCGUAAUUUUGUUCGAUCAACCGCACUUGCGACUUGGUCCCGUGCCCGUUUAUACACAAUACAAUAAAAUGUUGUUCGGUGAAAAACCGCUGCGAUUUUGAUCUAGUGCGGCCUAAGCCUUACAGUUGAGUACAUGGUAUCAUAUUGGUACCGUUGACUAAUACAGUGGCACAAAUACAAUGGUACCAUUGUGUUAAAGAUACUUGAAAUUUCAAUUGACUUGACUGUAUCUUGAACGUCUAUCACAAAUGUAAAGAUGGUGUAGUUUUUAUACGUAAUUGUAACAUAGAUGGUGUUGUUUUUCAGUAGACAUUAUAAGAGUAUUUAUGUUUAAGUAAGGGAUUGAAUGACGUUUUCACGACAAAAAAAAUAACUUCAAUGUCCACAGUCGAGUAUUUCAAAAUUACACUGGUACAGUUAGUGACUUAGUAAAACUUGGGUUGAUCUUCUAUAAAGGGUUUCGGACCAACAAUCACGGAAAACAGAGAAGAACUUAGCAUAGAUUUGCGACCAUAUCGAUCACUUAAGUCAAUUGAAAUUACGAGUUCUAUAAAAAUAAGUUAAAGUAUGCAAUAAAAUAAUCUUGUGUAUCGUAUCGCUAUGAGAAAGAGGGAGAAUUAAUUCUUAAAGCUAUGAUGCUAUUUACCAAAAAUAUGUAGGUAAGCACAAACCAUCGAUCCGUGUAUUUAUUGAAGUAAAGUUAUUUCAGUGAAAACUUAUAUUCUGUUACUGAGUCUUAGAUAGCAGUAAAAUACAUUAAUUAUAUUUUUUACUUUUAAUUCAAUAAUUAAAAGUAAAAAAUGACAAAAAAUGAGGACAAUUCCUCAUGAAUGUUAUGAUGCACAAAAGUAAUUUUAGCGAUAUAUUUUUACGAAUGAUGUUUAAAAUGGUUUUUUAUUCUAAACAACGUAUGUCAAAAAUUGUAUUUAUUUCGCAUUUAUUUAAGAUAUGUAUAACUGUUUUCCUUUUCUGCUAACAUAGUUCUUCUGUAAAAUAUCAAUAAUUACAUUACAUGAUAAUUAUGAACUUAACCCGACGAGGCAGUCCUCGUUUGCCGAGUGGUGGUUUUUAACUAAACGGGUUUUUAAAAAAAAAUCAGUCUCAGCACGGAGUCUGGAUUUG
Molecule: messenger RNA, 3073 nt
Organism: Spodoptera litura
Lineage: Eukaryota; Metazoa; Arthropoda; Insecta; Lepidoptera; Noctuidae
Product: organic cation transporter protein
Biological process (GO): transmembrane transport
Cellular component (GO): membrane
Molecular function (GO): transmembrane transporter activity
Source: RefSeq, a predicted model, not a curated record